This is a messenger RNA of Monomorium pharaonis (pharaoh ant), 5236 nucleotides long. It is a transcript of the gene sl, whose product is annotated as 1-phosphatidylinositol 4,5-bisphosphate phosphodiesterase gamma-1. Gene Ontology annotation, molecular function: calcium ion binding; protein binding; phosphatidylinositol-4,5-bisphosphate phospholipase C activity. The record is from RefSeq and is a predicted model, not a curated record. Lineage: Eukaryota; Metazoa; Arthropoda; Insecta; Hymenoptera; Formicidae. Gene Ontology annotation, biological process: positive regulation of epithelial cell migration; phospholipid catabolic process; phosphatidylinositol-mediated signaling.
UGUCAACGCACAUCUCUUCCAAGAUGAAUGGAAUUAUUCCUGAAAUGGAACAAAUUAUUAGUCAGCUUGAGAGAGGUACCGUAGUGACAAAAUUUUUUCCAAGAAAACGACCAGAAAGGAAAACUCUUAUGAUACGAAGAGAAACUAGACAAAUUGUUUGGUCAAGAAGUACAACUUUUAGACCUUUUGAUGGUUAUGUGGAAAUAAGAGAGGUGAAAGAAGUUAGGAUAGGAAAACAAUCUAAAGACUUUGAAAAAUGGCCUGAAGAUGCUAAAAGAACUGAAAAUUUAAGAUGUUUUGUAGUAUAUUAUGGAUCAGAAUUUAGACUGAAAACUCUUUCCAUAUCUGCUCUUAGUGAAAAAGAAUGUGAACUGUGGGUCAAAGGAUUGCGUCACUUGGUACAAGAUACUAUUAAUGCACCAUAUCCAUUACAAGUUGAGAGAUGGCUGAGAAAAGAGUUUUAUGCAAUGGAAAAUUCUCGUGAGAUGAUCACAUUGAAAGAUGUGAAAGCAUUUUUGCCUCGGGUUAAUUGCAAAAUUGCUACAAAUAGACUUAGAGAAUUGUUCCAAGAAGUUGACACGAGAAAUCGAAAUGAACUUGGUUUUGAUGAUUUUGUUAUUCUAUAUCAUAAACUGAUGUUUGAUCAAAAUAAUCUUGCGGAUUGGCAUAAAUUGUUGAAUUAUUCUAAAACUGGACAGACUGUUAUGGUCCAAGAAUUUCAGAAUUUUUUAAUAACUGAACAACAAGAUGGUUUGGGGAAUAAUGAAUUAGAAAUAUCGCGUUUUAUUAGAGAAUAUUUACAAGAUUCUCAAAGAGACAUACAAGAGCCAUAUUUUACUUUUUCCGAAUUUAUAGACUUUUUAUUUUCUAAGCACAAUGACAUAUGGAAUCAAAAAUAUAAUCAAGUUUUUCAAGAUAUGACUCGACCCCUUGCACAUUAUUGGAUAGCGUCAUCGCACAACACAUAUUUGAUGGGAGAUCAGAUUAGCAGCGAAAGUAGUUGUCAGGCAUAUGUGCGUGCGCUAAGAGCCGGAUGUAGAUGUAUAGAACUUGAUUGUUGGGAUGGUCCAGAUGGAAUGCCAUUUAUAUUUCAUGGACACACUCUUACCACUAAAAUUAAAUUCUUAGACGUUAUCAAGAUCAUCAAGGAGCAUGCUUUUGCUACAUCUGAAUAUCCUGUUAUUUUAUCUAUUGAGGAUAAUUGCACUUUACCUCAACAACGUAAAAUGGCAACGACUAUGCAAGAGGUAUUUGGUGACAUGUUGUUAGUCCAACCUAUUGACAAGAAUGAAACUUGUCUACCUUCGCCAUAUGCAUUACGUAGAAAAAUUUUGUUAAAACACAAGAAACUUCCUGAGGGUGUUGAUGAAUCCUCGUUUCUUAUUCGAAAUGAUGAAAGCAGACAAGAAAUGGAUCUUAGAAAUACCAUAAAAAAUGGAAUUCUUUAUCUAGAAGAUCCUGUCGAUAGAGAAUGGAAUUCUCAUUUUUUUGUACUGACACAACAAAAAUUGUUUUAUACAGAUACGUUUUCAAGAGCACAAGAAACUGAACACGAUGACGAUGAGGAAAGUGGCGUUCGGAGAUCGUUAGAUGGUGCGCCAAAUAACGAAUUACACUUUGGGGAAAAAUGGUUUCACGGAAAGUUAGCAAGAGGGCGAGAGGAGGCUGAAGAAUUAUUACAGCAUUAUUCCUAUCUUGGAGAUGGUACAUUUCUAGUACGACAAUGUGUUACAUUUGUGGGUGAUUACUGUUUAUCGUUUUGGCGUAAAGGAAAGGUGAACCAUUGUCGUAUCAAACUGAAGCAAGAAAUGGGUCAAACACAGUAUUAUCUCAUUGAUACCAAUUGUUUUGACAGUCUUUACAGUUUAAUUACUCAUUAUCGUAAUCAUCCACUUAGAAGCCAAGAAUUUCUAAUUACGUUACAAGAACCAGUGCCUCAGCCAAAUAAACAUGAGGAAAAAGAAUGGUGGCAUCCCGAAUGUACUCGAAUUGCAGCAGAAGAGAUGCUAAAGCGUAUACCUACAGAUGGUGCAUUUUUAGUAAGACCUAGUGAAAGAGAAAGUAAUUGCUAUGCAAUUUCAUUUAGAGCGGAAAAGAAGAUAAAGCACUGUAAAAUAAAACUUGAAGGAAGACUCUACACCACUGGGACUGUAGAAUUUGAAAGUUUAGUUGAAUUAGUCAAUUAUUACGAACGGCAUCCAUUGUUUAAAAAGAUUAAAUUAAGUUAUCCUGUUAAUCAGGACAUUAUCAGAAGAAUGGGUUUGGAUAAUGAUGAUGGAUCUGUUUACGGCAUCCCUGGUUAUAUGGAUCCUACAAGUUUUACAUCAAAAGUUACUGUUAAAGCUAUUUAUGAUUAUAAAGCUAGAAGAGAGGACGAAUUGACGUUGGUUAAGCAUGCUAUAAUUACUAAUGUUAAUCCGCAAAGUGGAGGAUGGUGGAGAGGAGAUUAUGGUGGCAAGAAACAACAUUGGUUUCCUGCUAAUUAUGUAGAACAAAUUGAUCAACAAGAAACUCAAGGAGAUUCAUCCGAUUCUAUGAUGCUUGGUAACUUGCAAAAAGGUUCGUUGGAUAUAAUGGGUGCUGUGGUAGAAUUAACAGUUGGAGAAAGACCAGGUUUGGAAUGGAUCUUAAGAAUACAAAAUCCUAGUAUGUGUUCAGUAUUUGAAAUCGCAACACCUUCAAAAGAUACUGCAUUAGAAUGGAUGUCAAGUAUUAAAGAGACUGCACAAAAUGCAAGUGUUAGGGAAAGUCAACACAAAGAGAUGGAAAGGGCAUGGAGAAUAGCCAAGGAAAUGUCUAAUCUUAUCGUAUAUUGUAGAUCAGUUGCAUUUAACAUAGAACGAAUAAGAACUAAGGGAUUUACGUUUAAUGAAAUGAGUAGUUUUCCUGAAACAAAGGCUGAAAAGUUAAUAUGUCAACAAGAAAAUAAAUUUUUUAUAAAAUAUCAUCAGGUUCAAUUCAGUAGAGUUUAUCCAAAGGGGCAACGUAUCGAUUCAAGUAAUUUUAAUCCUGUACCAAUGUGGAAUUCUGGUUGUCAAAUGGUGGCUUUGAACUACCAGACUGGAGAUAAAUCAAUGCAAUUGAAUCAAGCUAAAUUUAAAGAGAAUGGAAAUUGUGGCUAUUUAUUGAAACCAGAAUUCAUGUUUAGACACGACUUCAAUCCAUAUGACAAAAAUACAUUGCAUGGAGUUGAAUCGCUCAAGAUUAGCUUAAAAAUUAUUGGAGCGAGACAUUUAAUGAGAUCAGGAAGAGGCACUGCCAGUCCAUCCGUCGAGAUCGAAAUUGUAGGCGCAGAUUUUGAUUCAGGGACGAAAUUAACAACAAGGACAAUACAGGAUAAUGGAUUUAAUCCAAUGUGGAAUGAGACAUGUGAAUUUGAAAUAUCUAAUCCAUAUUUUGCUCUUAUACGAUUUUUGGUGCAAGACGAAGAUAUGUUUGGCGAUAGCAAUUUCAUAGGACAAGCUACUUAUCCAGUACGCUGUUUAAGAACAGGAUAUCGAAGUGUUCCAUUAAAAAACAUGUACAGCGAAGAUCUUGAGCUUGCUUCCUUAUUAGUACACAUUAAUAUUACAAUUUUAUCGGUACAUAAUGCAUGACAUAAAUUAACAAAGAUGAAAAUCUGUGUUAUAAUAUAUUAAAGUUGUAAACUAGUAAAUUUACUAAAUUAAAGAGAUGAAGGGUAAGUAUUUAAGGUAAAUGUCUUAUUGAUCGGACAUGUAUUAUAUCUGGACAUUUAUACAAAAACUUAUUAUUAAUCUCAAAUACUAUUAUUUAAUAGUAUUUCAAAUUGUAAUUUUUAAAUAUUAAAGAUUAUAAGUGAAUUUUAAUGUUAUGAUAAAAAAAAUAGUAUUUGACAUUAGUAAUAAUAUUUUCGUGAGGUGUCAGGACACAUUGUUAGAUAAUUCUGUUGUGUGUACGCACACGUGUAUGUGGAGUAUAAUCAUGUAUUGUCUAUUUAUUUCAGAUGAUGUAGUUAUUGUAAGUGGAAAUCAAAAAAAUACUACACAAUUGCAUAAAAUUGACAGAUCAGAUUACAUUAUUAGAAGACUAUACAUUUAUGUUGAAUUUUGACGAAUUGUGUGUGUGUGUGUGUGUGUGUGUGUGUGUGUGUGUGUGUGUGUGUGUGUGUGUGUGUGUGUGUGUGUGUGUGUGUGUGUGUGUGUGUAAUUGCAACAAUUUGUUGGAAGUAAAAAUAUUUCUAUAAUUGCAGUAGGAAACAAAGAUAAAUAAGUAAUCUAAAUAAAUAUUCUUGUGUUAAAAAAAGAGUAGAAUUAAAAUUUAGAACAAUUAGUCAAAAAAUAGACAUGACAUAAUUUUGUUGCGCGUGCGCAAUAAUAAUUUAUGCUGUUAAUGAUAUACCAAUUUGUCUUUGAAAAAUGGCUCUACAUAUCAUAUAACGACUGAAUAAUUUCUUCUUAUAAAUUUUAAUUUAUCAUAAGCAUUAUAUUUUAUACUUAUAUAUAGUAUCUGUUAAUACUUUACUUUUAAUUUGAAAUAAAAGAAAUGAUUGUGUGCGUUGAAGUAAAUAUAUAAGUGAAAAAUUUUAAAUUCGGACUUUGCAUCACAAUAUCUCCACUCGUAGGGCAUGUAGAGUAAAAAGAAAAACAGUUUUCUUAUACAAAUCAAACCCAAACUUUCGAUUGAGCCUGGUUAGAACUUGAUCGAUUUAGUUGUUAUUGAGCUCUGAUAAUCUCAGGUGCUCGCAAGUUGUGUACUCCCGUAUAAUACACGGGGUGACCUCGCCCUGCUCGUUCACUUGGCGCGAGACACUGCUGUCUCUUGAUAACGAAAAAAAAAAGAAAUGUAAUAAACAGCACAAGAGUACACUAUAAUUGAGAAUCUCAUAUGCACAUUACACAGAUGUGUAACAUAAUUGCCUUUAACAUGAAUAUAGGCUCUUCCCUAUUUAAAUUGCGUUUUUAACAAAGUUACCGCGCUAUAUUACGUGGAUUCUAUAUUAUAUGAAUGCCUGCUUCUAUGUUGAUAAAAUAAAUAUAGCGAGCAAUAAUUGUAACCAAAGUGAUAUUGUAUAUUUGCAUGGAGUAAGAGUAGAGGAGGACGAUCUUCAUAGCGUGCGAGUAGCAAAAGUGACCCCGUUUUUAGACUCCUAAAUUUUAUGUAGUAAGUUUUGCUUUGUUACAAAUACGACUAAGCAUAUCAAAAUAAAUAGUUCUGCAGAACAUGUGUUACGGAUAUCAUAGGUAACUGAUAAAGAGAAUAAAGAAGUUUAUAGAUA